Molecule: messenger RNA, 2628 nt
Organism: Talaromyces proteolyticus
Lineage: Eukaryota; Fungi; Ascomycota; Eurotiomycetes; Eurotiales; Trichocomaceae
Product: WD domain-containing protein
Exons: 2
Coding region: 77-2242 (721 amino acids)
Biological process (GO): maturation of SSU-rRNA from tricistronic rRNA transcript (SSU-rRNA, 5.8S rRNA, LSU-rRNA)
Cellular component (GO): small-subunit processome; 90S preribosome; nucleolus
Molecular function (GO): protein binding
Source: RefSeq, a predicted model, not a curated record
GCUGAUAAUAAAAAACAACAUUUUUUUCUAAGCUGUCUGACGAAAUCCAGUGGGAGGAGGUCUGGGGCUUCACAAAAUGAAGCUGUCUACCCAAUCAUCUGUGCCAGUCUAUACAAUCUCUGGCUCUUCCACAGCGCGACCACUUCCAGAAUGGCUGGCAAGGCGGAGGAAGCGCAGUUUGAAGAACGACCCGGAAUAUGCGAACCGGGUCGAGCUGCUCCAAGAUUUUGAAUUCGAAGAAGCAAGCCAAUGUAUUCGCAUCAGUGAGGACGGCGAGUGGGUCGUGAGUACAGGCACGUACAAACCUCAAAUUCACACUCAUUAUUUGCCGCAUUUAUCACUGUCUUUUGCACGGCAUACAGUAUCUCUCAAUACAACUUUCCUCCUGCUAUCUUCCGAUUACUCGAAAUCCCUCCAUCUGCAGGCAGAUCGAUCGCUUGAGUUUCACACACCCCAAGGAUGCCACUACACCAUGAGGCUUCCCCGCUAUGGUCGUGAUCUCGUCUAUGACAGGCAGUCGACCGAGGCUCUUAUCCCUGCCGUCGGAGUCAACCAGGACGGAAGCGGAGAGGUCUUCCGCUUGAAUUUAGAGGCCGGCCGAUACAUGCGCAGCUUUGAGGUUGACGUCGGCGGAGACGAUUUCAAUUCCACCGGUGGCGGUUCUCUUCAAGGUGGCGUAGAUACAGGCGCAGUCAAUACUGGAGCUAUAGCUGAAGAAAGCCAUAACCUUCUGGCUUUUGGCACCUCAAUUGGCACAGUUGAAUUGUGGGACUCGAGAGCCCGCGGCCGCGCAGGGAUUUUGUUGCCACCGUCACAGUCACAGCCAGGAGAAAUGCGCCAUGAGGUUACCGCUUUGGAAUUCCAUAGGUCUGGCCUGACAUUGGGAACGGGAUCUUCGAAUGGGCUUAUACACUUGUACGAUCUACGAUCCCCCGUGCCGUAUUUGAAGAAGGACCAGGGUUACAGCUACCCAAUUCACACACUAAAGUUUCUCAACCCAUCGUCCCGAACACGAGAGCAGACUAUGGAGCCUAAGAUUCUCUCUUCAGAUAAGAGAAUCAUCAAGAUCUGGGACCCGCGCAAUGGCGCGCCGUGGACCUCGGUCGAGCCGGCUGUUGAUAUCAAUUCUGUUGCGUGGUGUCAAGACAGUGGAAUGAUCUUGACGGCAAAUGAAGGAAGGCAACAACACGCUUUUUUUAUUCCUCAGCUUGGGCCCGCUCCGAAAUGGUGCUCCUUCCUAGAUAAUAUCGUGGAGGAAAUGGCAGAGGAUCCCAACGACCCUCAAGCCUUCACUGGAAGCCAGGCAACAUCUGUCUACGAUAAUUACAAGUUCUUGACUAUUCCUCAACUCCGCAGCUUGAACCUGGAUCAUUUGAUCGGGAAAACAAACCUUCUACGACCAUACAUGCACGGUUAUUUUGUUGCUCAACGACUUUAUGAGGAGGCCCGGUUGAUCACAAACCCCUACAUCUGGGAAGAAGAGCGAGCCAAGAGAGUCAAAGAGAAAAUUGACCAAGAACGAGAAAGCCGUAUCCGUGGCAAAAAGAAAACAACAGUCAAAGUCAACCGUAAACUGGCCGAGAAACUCCUGGAGAAGCAAGAGAAAGCCGAACGACGCAACGCCAAACGUGUGCUUGAGCAAGGCGGUGACGAGAAGAUGGACGAUGCUAUUCCUGAGCCUACUACUGCCGCUUCAUCUGACAAGGGCUUGUUGGGUGAUAGCCGUUUCCAGCAAAUGUUCGAAGAUGCAGAAUUUGCCGUAGACGAGACCUCUCACGAAUUCCAAAUGCUCAACCCCAGCACGAAUACUGGUGAGAGACCUGAACGAAAAGAACGUGGUCUGACAGCUGUCGAACAAGAAGCGGUCGAUGAAGCACCCGGAUCCAGCAGUGACGGGUCCGAUAGCGAUGAUGAGGAGGAAAAACAUUCGACCCGAGUUAAGAACCAGCAACCAACAGAGGCAAUCUCGUAUAAACGCAGCCGAAAGCCCUACACAAAAAUGCAAGUAUCGUCAUCCACACGUGCAGGUCCCAUCCGAGACCGAUCCUUCGAGUCCCGCACGCAGAAAAUGCGUACUAAAGACAAGACUAUUCGGCGCAGUGCAGUCGGAGAAAAAGAAAUGACGUUUACCCCGCAGGUGAAGUCGAAGGCCCGUACAAAUCCGGAGCCAGCGCAAAUGGACACCGGUUAUAAGAGCAAGGCACGCCGAAGUGCAUCGGGGAAUACCUUCCGCCGAAUGUGAUAUGUUACAAAGGAGUUCUCAAUGAAACAAGGUAAUACAUUAGGAGUAAAGAUGAAAUUGCGAUGAUGCUUGAGUGCUAUCCUGAAUUCAAUAGAGAUAUCAGAAGGCGCGACGUCAUGUACGCCGUUGUGAUUCGGAAAGCAAUCGCAUAUCUCAUCCACAGGCGACCCUUGUACAAAGAUCCGUUCCAACUGAUGGGUAUAUCAGCAACAAAACUUACGGAUGACUGAUACUUGAUCUGAGUGUGAAAAGCACUUAAACUUCAACCUCGCAGAAUCUUCGUACCGAGCUUAACACACCUAUAAAAUACGUCGGUUGAUAGGAGACGAGUAUUACAUGUAAUGAUACCAGAAGAACCAAAAAGUUAGAUAGUUUAAGAUACCCGU